Molecule: messenger RNA, 6184 nt
Organism: Carassius gibelio (silver crucian carp)
Lineage: Eukaryota; Metazoa; Chordata; Actinopteri; Cypriniformes; Cyprinidae
Product: mucin-5AC-like
Exons: 7
Biological process (GO): lens development in camera-type eye; visual perception
Molecular function (GO): structural constituent of eye lens
Source: RefSeq, a predicted model, not a curated record
CUUUAUGGAGUGAGAGUCGCUCUGAACAGGUCUGUACUUGAGCAGUGAAGGUGUGGGUCUGACGCUCAGGUAAAUAAUUAGCACAGGUGCUCGAGCUUUCUCUUUCUUUACACGAGAACUUCAGCAUCAGCUCCAUCUGAGAGGAUUCCUCUGCCUUCAGCUCCGAGGACUGACUGGUGAGAGUCCACAGGAGCACAGCCCAGGGGUGUUGAGUCGCAUCGGGAGCUGGCUGUCGUGGGGUUGGGGCAGAGAUGACCCCAGCUCCCAAACACAGCAAGAGGAGGCUCCUGAGGAGGACCACAGAGAAACCAGCCACCCUGCUGGAGCAGACGACACAGACAGGCCUGCACUAGGUGAGAGCGUUCCAGCAGAGACAAGCCCAUCCCUCGAGCGGAAUGCCAAACAUCUGAGACCUGGCCGUGGAGGGGAGGACGGGACGGGCAGGAGGUCGAAAGGUCACGGGGACACCAGAGAAACCUGCAUAAAAACCAAACGCAGUCAGUCGUUCGAGAGGAGUACGGCACCGGAACUCUUUGAUCAAAUGGGCCGGAAGAGAUCUGGCAGAAGGAGGCGGAGCUCUCACGGAGAUGAGGGCGGAGCUCAAACUAAAUCCCCAACCAAUCCCCAACCUGAAAGCCCUGCAACAACCAGUUUGACGAGCAGCCCGCGGACAGCAUGUGCUGACUCAGCCGUUGAGGAGGCGGCAAACAGCCUUCAGGAGCCAAACUCAGGUAGACGUGAGGAUGUCGUCCGCGUGGAAUAUUUGGAAGCAAACCUGAGUGAAGAUUCGGUUGAGGUGGUUUGUUCAGAUAUGGACGAGGAACGGGUGGUGAGGCUGACGGAGAGCGCUGAAUCCAAACGCAGGAGCAUCAAAGUGUCUCACAGCGAGGUGGUCUUCGCUAAAAAGGUGGUGGUCACCUCAGAGGACCAAAAUGAAGACCAUAAUGUGGCUUUUAAAGACACUACGGACACCAAACGACCAAGAGCUGAGGAAACAUCAAGAUUUCCGGAAGACAGAGUGGACGGCACCAAUGUAAAGUCCAGUCAUAACAAGGCCAGAAUCGCAGACAAGAUCAGUCUGUUUGAGCGAGGAGCCACCAGUGCAGUCAGUAGCUCCACAAACCUGCGUCACCUGGAUAUUUCUUCAGCUCGAAAUGUGGCCAGUCGUUUCAGAGAUUUGACAGAACAUGCCGGAACACGGUCCAGUUCUGCACCUCCAAACCAAAUGGUUAAAGAGAGGGCGAAGAAUUUCAGCACGGGGAGGAGAGAGGAAGAGAAGCUGACGUUGACGUCCGGUCGUAUUCUGAACGAAGGACAUUCAAAAACGACUGAAAUAUCGUGUUCUGGACGUUUUGAAAAAUCUAUAGCAAAGACAGACACCAGUGGAGAGUCAAAGUUUAAAUCCAAACCUCAUUUAAAUAUAGAUCAACCUGACUCUAAAUCCUACAGUGCUACACCUGCAUCGUCUGAGAGCACAGGUGACUCAAGCAUUGGGAAUAAAAAGACGGAUUCUCUCCCGACAGUUUCAUCACCUACUGACAAGUCCCCGCAGGUGAAAUCACCAACCCGGACAGGCACAAGAUCUAAAAAACGUCGAGGCAAAGACCCGCUCAGCCCCACCAAACAAGAAAUGGGUCAAGGUAAACAGGAAGUCAAGGACAAACCUCUUGUAGAUGCAAGAGACGUUGUAAAGACCCCAGAGCAGAACACCUCUGAUAAAGAAAGACCCAACAAAAAACCCUCAGUCCCUCCCAAGUUGGAGAAAGCAGAAGAAAUUAUGCAAAGCACACAAAAGAAAUCUGACUCAAAGAAUGCUGACACAAAGCUUCCUUCAGAAGUGAAAAGCAAGGAUGAGAAGGAGAGUGAGAAUAGCGGUGACUUUGAAGCACAGAUAGUUGCCGUUGCUUCUGAUACAUAUCCUUCUACAUCCAGAAAGGACAGCUCAAAUAAAGAGAAGAUACAGACAGACAUUGACUCAAAAACGGAAGAGAAACAAAAAAACAGCAACAAAAAGCAGCACUCAGAAGGAGAGCAGGGAGACAAGCAGAGGAACAGAGCCGUGAUUGUAAACUCGUUGUUUGGAGAGUCAGGGAAACCAGAUCCAUCUGUGACAAAAGAAGAGAAACCACUGUCCCCAGAGGACCUGAAAGAGACCAGAUCUAAAGACUCCUCUGAGCCAGCCAAUAGCAGCGCUGCAACCUCCAGGAACAAUGCCAUGCCAAACUGUGGGAAUGAGACGGAUACACUGGUCUUACCUGAGAAACCAGUAAAUACCCCUGAAAAUACCCCAAAAUCGGCACAAAGACUGUCAGAGAUGAACCGAAAAAGUCAGGAAAAGGACUGUCUGACCAGUCAGAACCAGAAAAUUGACCUUGUUACAGAAAUAACUGAUCAUCUGAAAACAACUGAGACACACAAACAUAGUAAGGAAGUAAAAACAUCAAAGCCAACUGAGCUGAAAAUAGAACGUAAAUCAAAACAAGCUAAAUCAAAGGACAUCACCGUUGUGAGACAGAGAGACAAAACAAUUAUGGGAACCAGUCAAGGUAAAGAAACUCAGACUACUGAGAAAAACUCUGAAUUGUCCAAUCAGACUAUAGAAAACACCACUUCUACCAGCAAGACACCAGCAACACCAAACCCUGCACUGGUCAAAGACCAAAAUAAUAAAAUGGACACCAUAAUUUCACCUCAAAUUGCAUCUACAGAGGGAGGCGGUCCCAAUAGAGAUGGGCCACCCCAACAGAGCCAAUCACAGAGCAGAGAACAACAGAAGACAGAGACAUUAUCUAGUAAAAGGGAUUUACACCAGAAACAACAAAAGCCUAGCACUGAAACUAAAAAGGGAGGCACCAAAGAAACCAAGAGUAAAAUCACUGUCACAGAAAUGGCAUUCAUAGUGAAUGGCGAUAUUCACUCUGUAGAGACAGAAGAUGAGUUUUCUGACAAACCUAAGCAGUCUGGAAAAGAAAUACUUGGAAAAACCUUACCUGAAAUACCAUCCAAUAACGAAAGUCCGUCUCUGAGCUCAUUUUCAUCUGAAGCCACUGCAGCGUCCACUGAGCAGCCUGGACAGGUCAUUAAAAACUUUACCGCUAAACCAGCCUCAACAGAUAAUACUCUAUCAAACUCAGCGAAUAAAAAAACAACUAAUGAAAAGACCAGUCCUACAGCGGCCUCACCCAACGAGAAAACCUCUACUUUACCUGCCUCAACUAAAGAAAAGACUACACCUCCACCAGCAACAACAUCUGAGACCAUCUCUGCUUCAUUAGGCUCCAGUGAUGAUGAGAAAAAACCUCGGCCUGCCUCAACAAAUGGGGUCAUGUGCAGUUUACCAGCCUCAACUAAUGAAAAGAAAACACCUCCUUCAGACUCAGCUGAUGGAAAGACAUUGGAUGGAAAGGAUACAUGUCUACUAGCAUCUACCGAUGAAAAGAUUGCACAUUCACCAGCCUCAUCCAAUAAAAAGAAGAAGCGUCCACCCUCCUCGACUAAUGAGACAAUCUCUGCCUUGCCUGGCUCAGCUAAUGAAAAGACCACACAUUCUGCAUCAUCAACUGUAGAGUCUACCUCCACUUCAUUAGGCUCUGAUGAUGACAAGACCACACCUCCAUCAAACUUAACUAAUGAAAUUACUACAAUUCCACCUACUUCAACUAAUGAAAAGACCAAAUCUUCAUUAGACUUGGCUAGUAGAAAGACAAAUAAUGAAGAGACUAUGACUCCACCGGCCUCUACCAAUAAGUCAACUAAUGACAAGUCCAAACCUUCAUCAGCUUCAACUAAUGACAAGACCACACCUGCAAAAUCCCUGACUAAAGAAAAUGCUGUACUUUCACCAGCUUCAACCACUGAGACGAUCUCUGCUUCAUUAGGCUCCAGUGAUGAGAAGAACAAACGUCCACCAGACUCAACCAAUCCAGCAGUCUCUACUGAUAUCACUACUAAAAAUGAGAUGACCACACCACUGCCAGCGUCAUCCUCCUUACCAAUAACCUCUAUGAAUGGAGAGAAUAUAAUUCCAAUUCCUUUAUCUAAAGAAAAGACAAAAUCACCACCAGACUAUGACAGUGGAAAGACCACACCUUCUCCAGAAUCAGUUAAUGAAAAGCCUUCAGCUCUUGAAGUCUCAGCGAAACAAAAGAUCUCCUCCAGUAAAUCUAUAGAUCCAUCCACAAGAAAAAAGGAAUUUGUCCUCAAACCCUUUCUCCUUCCACAAAUCCCCAAUGCACGCAGCAGCUCCUCCCAGAGCAGGGACUCUCCAUCUAGCUGGCUUGAUGUGGAUAACCAACGUCCCGUAAGGAAGAAGCUGUUGAUUCCAGAUCCCAAGCUGAGCUCCUCCGUGAGCGAGACCAACCUCCUGAACACAUCGGGAGAGUUUGACCCAGAUGACUUUGUUGCAAAUGUGAAAAGGCUAGCAAUGCCAUUCAAUCUUCCUCAACGCAAACACAACAAACAUCGCCUGCAAACACCUCCGUUUGCCAUGCCUGCCAUAAAAGAAGACCGCUUUGAGAAACCCUUUGAUCCGGAGGAGUUCCAGUAUGGCUUGAGGCGAAGAAAGGAAUUUACUCUGGAUCUGGCAACCAGUUCGACAUCCAAGAGUCAAGCCACGAUAGUCAAGGAGGUGGACACCAAACCUAAGCGAGAGAGCAUCCUCACAAGGUCCCUGAUCUUCCAGAGAGCAAGGAAGGAGUCUGAAAAAGAAGAAGGAGAAAAUAUGGAGGAAUCAGUUGAAAAUACAACAGAACCACUGAAGGCAAAGUCUCGUUUAGAGAGGUGCUCUAUUGUCAGCAUUCUACGCAGCCCCAACAAAGUGAGACGAAUGGAGUUUUUAACCCCCACUGAGUGUCCUUCAGAUGGGCUGUUAUCCCCCAUCGAUGGUUCUGGGUCUACAGCACCUCCGCAAUCACGACUAGCACCUACUACAGAACCACCUACACUGGUCCCAGUAGAGGAAACCUUUGCUAAGAAUGACAGCCGUGGUACCCAGUCUGGUUCUUAUGUUAUUCUGAAACCUAACAAGGACAUUGGGUCUGCCGUGACACCUGACCUCAAAACAACUUCAAGAGACCCCACAGUCCCUAUUUCAACAGACACAAACAUUACCUGUCCUCCCAGUGGUACCCAGACUGGUUCCCAGGUUGUACCGAAACCCACAAAAGAUGAUGGAACUACCCUGGCACGUGACAUGAGAACAAAUUCAGCAGACCCUCCAGUCACCAUGUUAACAGACACUAAUAUUCUAAAACCCACCAAGGAUGAUGGACUUUCCAGGACAUCUGACCUCAGCACAGCUUCAGGAGACACCACAGACACUAUGUUAACAGACACUAAUGCUCCUUCUCCCAGUGGAGCCCAGACUAGUUCCCAGUUUGUAUCAAAGCCUAUGAAAGAUGAUGGACCUACACUGCAACCUGACUUGAAAAGGACUUCAUUAGACCCUCCAGUCACCAUGUUAACAGACAUUAAAGCUCCUCCAACAUCUAGUUAUACACAAUCUGGUUCACAGAAUGUUCUAAAACCCAUCAAUGAUGAUAUACCUGCUAUGAAACCUGACCUCAGAACAAUUUCAAGAGACCCCACAGUCAUGUUUACAGACACUAAUGCACAACCACUUCUCAUUGGUACCCACACUAGUACUGAUGUUGUUCUGCAACCUGAUGGACCGACCCAGAAAACAACUCCAGUGGAGCCUACUGUCACUAAAGUACCAGAUGCUAAUGCUCCUCCACCACUUCCUUCCUUCGAUGACAUUAAGUUGCCUAGUGUCCUGGAGGAAUUUCUUCCAAAGAAACCUGAGAAUGCUCAGCCAUCGAAUAAGAUCAACCCACUGGUGGCUAGAGAAAGUGCUUCCACGCCUGGUCUAGUGGAUCUAAAUAAGGCUGUUGAUGAAGCUGAUGGGAAGGUCCCAGAAGAUAUUAUUCCACCCGCACAUGUAGUUCCAGCGGCUCAAAUCCCUCAAGCUAAACCUCAAAGAGAACUACCAAAUAUUCCAGCUGUUCGUGGAAUCCACCGGCGACCUGGAAAGAUUGUGAUAUUUGAGCACCAUCACUUCAGUGGACAGUCCUUUGAGUUCUACAGGGAUCAACCUGAUGCCACACACAUGCAACUGUCCGGUGUCAUAUCAAUUAAAGUGGUCAGAGGAUGCUGGAUACUUUAUGAGAAACCAGGAUUUGAGGGA